Molecule: messenger RNA, 681 nt
Organism: Pyricularia pennisetigena
Lineage: Eukaryota; Fungi; Ascomycota; Sordariomycetes; Magnaporthales; Pyriculariaceae
Exons: 1
Coding region: 1-681 (226 amino acids)
Source: RefSeq, a predicted model, not a curated record
AUGGUUGACUUUUUCAAGAUCCUCGAGGCGCCGCUGACAAAGCCACCGCGCUCAGCGAGGACCAAGGAGCUCUCCAGGACGAUCCGCGACCAGAUCGAGCUGGACCUCGCGGCGCUGUCGCUGCGACGAGACGCCAUCAGCCGGACGGAGCUUCCGGGCACGUUUCGCGACCGCGACGCGGCGGCGCGCGAGUUCGGGCUCGCGCGCGACCUCUUCAUCCACAGCCUGUACCGGACCAAGCUGACGGCGCGCAAGGUGGCGGCGAGGGGCGGGAAGGCAGGAGGCUGGAAGAAGAAGCAGCAGCAGCAGCAGCCGCAAAAGGCGCCGGCGGUGCUGGCGCUGCCGGAGCUCAAGCGCGAGCUUGCGCUGCUCGAGGCGGCGCAGGACGAGCACCGGGCCCUCGAGGCCAGCCUCAGCAGGGCCAGGGCCAGGUACGCGGCCGCCGAGGAGGAGCUGGCCAGGACGCUGGCGGAGAGGGAGACGCUGGGCCGCGAGAUUGCGCUCUGCGCCUGCAUGCUGCGGGAGGUGGAGCGGUACGGGCUCAGCAGGGUCGUCGACGGCGGGCUUGGGCUCGACGCCGCGGCCGGCCGCGUCACGGAUGGCAGGGUGCGGGAGGGGCUGGUGGGCUAUGUCGACUCCGUGCUUGGGGGCGAGAUGGUCCAGGCGGUUGGGUGGCUUUAG